AAAUAGGUUUUGAAAAGAUCAUAUUUUAGAGUGUGUGCAAUGUUUGGAUACAUGUGUGUUUAAACGAUAUCAAGACAGCACACAAGAAUCGUCUGUGGGGGACAAACUGCCUCUCUCUCUGCACGCAAGGAACAUACUGUAUCGUAUCUUAAAGGAGGUGGCACUUUUCGGUUGUAUUCACGUAAUGUAUGCAUCAGAUCGGAGACUAUUCGAUCUAAUGACAGAUGUACUCAAAUGAAUAUACGGUGACAACAAUACAAUAAUCAAUUGACAAAUAAAACAUUACUCAUAUCGCUCUUGCGCAUACAAGGACGUUUUAGUAUUGGUCACGAUAUCUUAAAGCUGCAUAAUCAUAUAACAUGGCAUCAAAGCAGUUUCAGUGUGAAAUGUGCUUUAAUGAAAACGCAGUUGGACAUUGCAAAACCUGCGGUGAUGUUGGAGAAAUUUGUGUAGAUAUUCACAAAAAAGGAAAGUUGUUUCAAACUCACACUGUCGUUUUGUAUGAGGCUGUAAAAAUGCACGAGGAUGGUGGAGAUAAACCAAAAUUCUUUAUGAAAGACAUCACAGAAGAUAGAUGUAAGCAGCAUCCGACAGAGAGAGCUAUAUUUCUUUGUAAUAUUCAUGAGUCCAUGAUAUGUGGCCGAUGUCUUCAUUCGGAACAUAUUCCUUGUGUAAAAGAAGUUGUUGACUUGUUGCAGGAAGGAAAUUACCCUUGACUGCGAGAAAGUCAACACAAUGAAGUCAGUGUUAAUGGAGGUAAAACAUGAAAUUCGGCUUUUGAAAAAUGAGGCAGAACAAAGCAAGGAUAACUACAAGAAAACUGCAGAUACAUGUGUGCAAGAAUGUAUGGAGUUGGGUAAUAAGAUUAAACGACGAGUAGAUGAACUAACAAGUGGCCUUAGAGACGGGAUAACAUACAAACAUAACGAAAACUUGACCAUUCAUUCCCAUAUUACUAAAUUGUGUGAUGAGAAAACCAAGUGGUGUGACGAUGAGGAAAGUAAAAUUGAUAAUUUUGUUAACAAUAAUUUGGCUGGGCAUUUGUACCUAAUGAGCAGACAUUUUGAGAAAGAAGCUUCGGAUGCCAGAUCCCACCUGAAAGAAAUAAAACACAAACAUACUUUUAAAGGUUUCGACUUCAAAGAAAACAAUGUUAUUCUUAAAUGCCUGUUUGAGGAUUUGGAGGAAGUUUGUGAACAACAAGACGAAGUUACUGGGAGCGACGAUGGAAAUGCCAACGAUGUUUUCGCAUCUCUCCCGAAAAUAAACAAGACCCGGCGAGAGCUCACUGUACUCUUGAAUCAGGCUAAACACGAAUUAGAUAACUCAGAAAAGACAAGAAAGCAAUUCGAGCAAGAGUUACUGAAAGCGAAACAGGACAUACAAAAAUCUGAAAACACAAGAAAGCAGUUCGAACAAGAUUUACUGAAAGCGAAACAGGACAUAGAGAAUUAUGAAAAGACACAGAAGGAACUGCGUGAUGAGCUGAAACGAGUUAAACAAGAUCUUUCAGAAAAGACAAGAAAGGGUUUCGAACACGAUUUACUAAAAACAAAACCGGACAUAGAUAAAUCUGAAAAGGAACGAGCAGUUGUCACUUCACAGCUUUCACACCUGAAAGACAAUAUCAAGUGGACUCAACCAACUGGAACAGUUGAUGUCAAGAUCCGUCGGAGUGCUGUUGAUAUCAUCGAUUUGAUUUUUACAUUCCCAGAUGGCAUUCAAACGGCACUUGGACAGAAAGUGACGUCAACGAAGAACAUCUGUGAUACAGCUCAUGUGGUUCCAGCCACGUGGUAG
Molecule: messenger RNA, 1800 nt
Organism: Mya arenaria
Lineage: Eukaryota; Metazoa; Mollusca; Bivalvia; Myida; Myidae
Product: rootletin-like
Exons: 11
Coding region: 736-1800 (354 amino acids)
Source: RefSeq, a predicted model, not a curated record